Messenger RNA from Aspergillus saccharolyticus JOP 1030-1, 979 nucleotides. RefSeq lists its product as uncharacterized. NCBI's taxonomy places the organism in Eukaryota, Fungi, Ascomycota, Eurotiomycetes, Eurotiales, Aspergillaceae. The coding region runs from base 349 to 723 and encodes 124 amino acids. The record is from RefSeq and is a predicted model, not a curated record. The transcript has a single exon.
UGGCAGAGGAAGGCAAGGAUUCCGAUGACUGUUGUUUGUAUGAAGCGAAUCAGUCAGUUGCCUCGAGGCUCUAUCCCGGUGGUUUUCUCGAUUCCUUUCCUCUUCAUGCUAUAGAACAAGACACGAGAAGGAAUAAGUCAAGGCUCACCGGCCACCAGCACGACACUCCCAAGCACCACGCCAAUGAUCAUCCCAUCCAUCCUCGACGACGAGAGUUCUGUCGAUCGACUCUCAAGGUGUCUUGAACGCAUCAUUCUCAUCAUCGACAUGCUGAAUAUCUGAUGUCUGUCUGUCAUGGUCUGGCUGAUGGUUCGAUGGACUGACCAGACAUAGAUCCGAUGAGAUGCAAUGCGUACCUGCGUCCUCUCGCUUUCUUCGUCUCACUCACACUUCAGAGAAGCCCAGACAGCAGCAACAAGAAAGAACACACACACCACACUCACACACCCCGCAAACGCUCGAGGCAAGACGCAACAGCAGCGCACAAGAGCCAAAACCAGGCAGAAGGGAGAGAAACAGGAAGAGACGAAGCAAAGAGAAAAAUCCCCGACAGGGUCCAACGAACGACCCGCCACCUAUCUUCAAAUAAGAACUCCAUCCAGUGUCAAAGCUCAAUUGCCUUACCCUUCCCUACUACCCUUUCCUUUGUCCCCGCCUGGUCCACUCAAUGCUAUUUUAAACUCAGCGAGGAGGGGGGGUAAUGAUGGCGGUAAUUGGCCCUAGCGCUGCAUGAAUCCUCCAGCAUACGGAGUACACCGUGCUGUCACCCGCAUUUGUUGUGCCUUGUGGCCCUUGUAUCCAGGGUCUGAAGAAGACAACUUAGCACAUGGAAGCGGGUCUAAUCGCGAUGUUUAAAAAUAGCAUAGAUUGAUUGGGAAGAAGAGGAGAAGCAGCCAAAGAGGUUGUCGUCUGCAAUAAGCGCGGGGAGUCCACAGAACAUCCAUUGGUUCACGGUGAUUGUUGAUCAUUUGUAUCCGGC